Molecule: messenger RNA, 1228 nt
Organism: Manihot esculenta (cassava)
Lineage: Eukaryota; Viridiplantae; Streptophyta; Magnoliopsida; Malpighiales; Euphorbiaceae
Product: rac-like GTP-binding protein ARAC7
Exons: 8
Biological process (GO): regulation of actin cytoskeleton organization; actin filament organization; small GTPase-mediated signal transduction
Cellular component (GO): cell projection; cytoplasmic vesicle; plasma membrane
Molecular function (GO): GTP binding; GTPase activity; protein kinase binding
Source: RefSeq, a predicted model, not a curated record
UUUGUUAAGGGGGCUUGUGCCUGCAGUGUUGUAUGACUCGGUGACUCAGUCCCCACCCAUCCUUGUACCACAUAUGCAGACCUUGACCUCAUGCUUCUCCUUGUUCUUCUUUAACUUGUUAUCUUUAAAGCUUGAACCUUUUUCCUGCCAAGCAUCUUCUUUUACCUAUUACUGAACUUUUCUGGAGAGUUGUAAUACACUCCUCCUUGUCUUGCUUUACCUAAACAAUCAUUCCACUGUUGAAGUUUUGUGGGUUUUUUAAUUAAGAGGAUGAGUGCUUCAAAGUUCAUUAAAUGUGUUACAGUUGGAGAUGGAGCUGUUGGCAAGACUUGUAUGCUUAUUUGUUACACCAGCAACAAGUUCCCAACUGAUUAUAUACCCACCGUUUUUGACAAUUUCAGUGCUAAUGUGGCUGUGGAUGGGAACAUUGUCAAUUUGGGAUUGUGGGAUACUGCAGGUCAGGAAGAUUAUAGCAGACUGAGGCCACUGAGUUACAGAGGUGCAGAUAUAUUUGUUUUGGCUUUCUCAUUAAUUAGCAGAGCAAGUUAUGAAAAUGUUCUCAAGAAGUGGAUGCCUGAACUUCGUCGGUUUGCACCAAAUGUUCCAAUUAUUCUUGUUGGUACAAAAUUAGAUCUUCGUGAAGACAGGGGAUAUCUAGCUGAUCAUACGAGUUCUAAUGUCAUUACAUCUGCUCAAGGAUAGGAGCUGAGGAAGCAGAUUGGUGCAGCAGCAUAUAUUGAAUGUAGCUCUAAGACUCAACAGAAUGUCAAAGCUAUUUUUGAUACUGCUAUCAAGGUUGUUCUUCAACCUCCAAGGAGGAAAGAGAUGGAAAAGAAGAAAAGGCGCCGCAGUUCUGGUCGCGCAAUUGCGAGCAUCAUGUGUGGAGGUUGUGUUGCUUAGGGGCUCAGUGACAGCAGAUGGUUAGCCUAAUCCUACUUUUGACUGCAUCAAACAAUGUUGUGCAAAAGACUUGGGAUAUUGGUCAAGUGUUGAUUCAUGACAGCCAGUGACAUGUAUGCUUUUGUUCGCGUUGUAGCCUCAGUAACCAGGUCUGAACUAUGGGAAAGUGUUUGUCAACUUACAGACUGAUUGAAAGCUCAGAGGGAAUUGUUCAUUCUCUCUUCUCCUGUACUUGUUCAAAAAGUAAAUCGAGUUCUAUUGUUGUAUUUGGUAAAGUAUAAUAACUUGUUUGCUGCUAGUUGCUAAUACAAUAUUGUGAAUUCCUUAA